CUAGGAUCCUUCGGAAUUCCGUCGCGGGGGACGGCGAGCCCCACGAAAACUUGAGCCGUCUCGACGUCCCCGCGCGUCCCGCCUUUGGAGCAGCCGCCGCGAGCCGCGUGCCGGAAGGCGGAAGACCCCGGGAAGCGCGAGGGGAACCACAGGCGGCCUCGGACGCCCCCUCUGCGACGCGGGCAGCGUGCCUGAGGCGCGCGGGACAGCGGCGGCGGAGGAGGCCGGGAGAAGAUGCGGGGCUCAAGGCCCCGCGCCGCGAGACGCCGGCGGCCACCCGCGGGCGGCGGCGACACCCCCGGCCCUUGCACAUCCCUGGCCGGCUGCUGCUCCGCACCUCGCAGGGCCCCGCUCUGGACGUGCCUUCUCCUGUGCGCUGCGCUCCGGACCCUCCUGGCCAGCCCCAGCAACGAAGUGAACCUGUUGGAUUCACGCACUGUCAUGGGGGACCUCGGAUGGAUUGCUUUCCCAAAAAAUGGCUGGGAAGAAAUUGGUGAAGUGGAUGAAAACUACACCCCUAUCCACACAUAUCAAGUAUGCAAAGUUAUGGAACAGAAUCAGAACAACUGGCUUUUGACCAGUUGGAUCUCCAACGAAGGUGCUUCUAGAAUUUUCAUAGAACUCAAGUUCACCCUGCGGGACUGCAACAGCCUUCCAGGAGGCCUGGGAACCUGCAAAGAAACUUUCAAUAUGUAUUACUUUGAGUCCAAUGAUGAAAACGGGAGAAGCAUCAGGGAAAAUCAGUACAUCAAAAUUGAUACCAUUGCCGCUGAUGAGAGCUUUACAGAACUUGAUCUCGGUGACCGUGUCAUGAAGCUGAACACGGAGGUCAGAGAUGUGGGGCCGCUCACCAAAAAGGGCUUCUAUCUUGCUUUCCAAGACGUUGGUGCUUGCAUUGCUCUCGUUUCUGUGCGUGUGUACUAUAAAAAAUGCCCUUCAGUGGUGCGACACUUGGCUGUCUUCCCCGACACCAUCACUGGAGCAGAUUCUUCGCAGUUGCUGGAAGUGUCAGGCUCCUGUGUCAACCAUUCAGUGACAGAUGAACCUCCCAAGAUGCACUGCAGCGCGGAGGGGGAGUGGCUGGUGCCCAUCGGGAAGUGCAUGUGCAAGGCCGGAUAUGAAGAGAGGAAUGGCACCUGUCAAGUGUGCAGACCUGGGUUCUUCAAAGCCUCACCUCACAGCCAGAGCUGCAGCAAAUGUCCACCUCACAGUUACACCCAUGAGGAAGCAUCAACCUCUUGUGUCUGUGAAAAGGAUUAUUUCAGGAGGGAGUCUGAUCCACCCACAAUGGCAUGCACAAGACCCCCCUCUGCCCCUCGGAAUGCCAUCUCAAAUGUUAAUGAGACUAGUGUCUUUCUGGAAUGGAUUCCGCCUGCUGACACUGGUGGAAGGAAAGAUGUGUCCUAUUAUAUUGCAUGCAAGAAGUGCAACUCCCAUGCAGGUGUGUGUGAGGAGUGUGGCCGUCAUGUCAGGUACCUCCCCCAGCAAACCGGCCUGCAAAACACCUCUGUCAUGAUGGUGGAUCUGCUUGCUCACACAAACUAUACCUUUGAGAUUGAGGCAGUGAACGGAGUAUCCAACUUGAGCCCGGGAGCCCGGCAAUAUGUGUCUGUAAAUGUAACCACAAAUCAAGCAGCCCCUUCUCCAGUCACCAAUGUGAAAAAGGGCAAGAUCGCAAAAAACAGCAUAUCUUUGUCCUGGCAAGAGCCAGAUCGCCCCAAUGGAAUCAUCCUGGAAUAUGAAAUCAAAUAUUUUGAAAAGGACCAAGAAACCAGCUACACGAUUAUCAAAUCUAAAGAGACAAGCAUCACCGCAGAAGGCUUGAAGCCAGCCUCAGUGUAUGUCUUCCAAAUUCGAGCACGUACAGCAGCAGGCUAUGGUGUCUUCAGUCGAAGAUUCGAGUUUGAAACCGUCCCAGUGUCAGUUGCAGCAUCCAGCGAUCAAAGCCAGAUCCCUAUAAUUGCCGUGUCUGUGACCGUGGGAGUCCUUCUGCUGGCAGUGGUUAUCGGCUUCCUCCUCAGCGGAAGGCGGUGUGGCUACAGCAAAGCCAAGCAAGAUCCAGAAGAGGAAAAGAUGCAUUUUCAUAAUGGGCACAUUAAACUGCCUGGAGUAAGAACUUACAUUGACCCACAUACCUAUGAGGAUCCCAACCAGGCGGUCCAUGAGUUUGCCAAGGAGAUAGAAGCUUCAUGUAUAACCAUCGAAAGAGUAAUUGGAGCAGGUGAAUUUGGUGAAGUUUGUAGUGGACGUUUGAAACUACCAGGUAAAAGAGAACUACCUGUGGCUAUCAAAACGCUGAAAGUGGGCUAUACGGAGAAGCAGCGCAAAGAUUUCCUUGGCGAAGCAAGCAUCAUGGGGCAGUUUGAUCAUCCUAACAUCAUCCACUUAGAAGGUGUUGUGACCAAAAGUAAACCCGUGAUGAUUGUGACAGAGUAUAUGGAGAAUGGCUCUCUCGAUACAUUUUUAAAGAAGAACGAUGGGCAGUUCACUGUGAUCCAGCUUGUUGGCAUGCUGAGAGGCAUCGCUGCAGGCAUGAAGUACCUGUCUGACAUGGGCUACGUGCACCGGGACCUGGCUGCUAGAAACAUCUUAAUCAACAGUAACCUUGUAUGCAAAGUGUCUGACUUUGGACUUUCCAGGGUGCUGGAAGAUGAUCCGGAGGCAGCCUACACCACCAGGGGAGGCAAAAUCCCGAUCAGAUGGACUGCCCCCGAAGCGAUAGCUUUCCGGAAGUUUACCUCUGCCAGUGAUGUGUGGAGCUAUGGAAUAGUGAUGUGGGAAGUUGUGUCAUAUGGAGAGCGACCCUACUGGGAGAUGACAAACCAAGAUGUGAUUAAAGCAGUAGAGGAAGGCUACCGUCUGCCGAGCCCCAUGGACUGCCCUGCUGCUCUCUACCAACUAAUGCUGGAUUGCUGGCAGAAAGACCGGAACAGUCGGCCCAAAUUUGACGAAAUAGUCAACAUGCUGGACAAGCUGAUUCGGAACCCGAGUAGUCUGAAGACAUUGGUCAAUGCAUCAAGCAGAGUAUCUACUUUAUUGGCAGAACAUGUCCCAGUAGGAUGCGGGGCCUACAGAUCAGUAGGCGAAUGGCUAGAAGCAAUCAAGAUGGGCCGGUAUACAGAGAUUUUCAUGGAAAAUGGAUACAGUUCAAUGGACGCUGUGGCUCAGGUGACCUUGGAGGAUUUGAGACGGCUCGGCGUGACUCUUGCCGGUCACCAGAAGAAGAUCAUGAACAGCCUUCAAGAAAUGAAGGUGCAGCUGGUAACCGGGAUGGUGCCAUUGUAACGUCACGCUCAUGUCACUUCUGAAAGCGAAUAAGUCUGCACUUUGUAAACCACCCCAAGAUUUAUUUUAACACAUAAAAAAAUGGGGAAAAGGGAAAACAGUGAUUCUCGAACAUUCUGAGUUUUUCUCAGCCACGGUAUUUGUAAUCAGUGUUUUAAUACACUCUCGGGAUCUUCCUCUUGGUUUCUUCAUUCUUCAUGAAGCGACUAAAACCUGGAUAGGGUCAGAACAUGAGCUUAAACAUUAUGUUAUAGCAAGAAAAUCCUUCCCAUUUUGUACAUGAAAUGUAUGACUAUAUAGCACCUUUAUGGACUGAAUCAAGGCCGUCCCUUUCAAAACUUCCAGCGGUGUACUUGAAAGGAAAAAACAAUUUCACAGCCUUUCGUGGGCUGAACAAGCUGCAGUUCACUGAAGUUUACUUAAAGUCUUAACUGUCUACAAAAGUGUAUUGAAGAGCAAUAUGAUUCUUUAAUAGAUAUCUUCUUUUGUAAUUUAAAAAUGCUGUUACACAGCACUAAGUUAUAGAAAUCAGUGUAUAAAGAUGCCACUUGAUGGAGCAAGUAAAAACACAAUACAGGGUGUGUAUUUAUUUUUCUGUGUUAUCAGAUUUCUGUUUAGUUGCUCUUCUGGAGAUUACUGGCUAUCCAUGUAUAUAUACUGUCGAAUUUGCAAUAUAUACAGGUAUUGAAUUAAGUUGGAGUUGUACGUGUGUGUGUGCUUGCACUUACGUGCGCUACUAUUCUGCUUGCCUUUUAAGUAGUGUUUUAAGUUUAGACACAUAUAGGAACAAGUGUACAAAUCUGUAAUAUGAAUAGGAGAAAUAGGGAAGCAGUGAAGGAGAAGUUAGCACGAGCUUGUGUCUCUUUUUCCGCUCAUCUAUCCAACAACUCCUAAUCUCUGCGUUCACAGACAGAUGUCUGCAAGAGAAAAUCCCCUUUGACUUUUUCAACAGCUUCUGAACUCUGUGACAAUGCAGUUCUUCUAGCCAUUAAUCUUACACCCCUGUAAGAAAUUUCACCUUUCUGAAUCUGGAAAAGAGCUUGUCAGGCCAAGUUGAUGCUGAAGGGCACCCUGUCAGUGGGAUGUAGAAGGGUUUAACUGUGCAGAUGUCUGUAAAUGUUGUUAAAUCGAGGAACAUAGCAGGAAGCAUCAUCCUCAAGUAUUAAUCCUUUGUAUCCAUUCCCACUAUGGCUCAGUUUGAGAAAUGUUGAUGUUAGGGCAGUAGUGGGAUAGUUUUACUAUCCAGAAUGUUCUAUUUCA
This is a messenger RNA of Ochotona princeps (American pika), 4545 nucleotides long. RefSeq names its product EPH receptor A5 (gene EPHA5). Gene Ontology annotation, molecular function: protein binding; transmembrane-ephrin receptor activity; ATP binding. Gene Ontology annotation, biological process: protein phosphorylation; axon guidance; cell surface receptor protein tyrosine kinase signaling pathway. Gene Ontology annotation, cellular component: neuron projection; plasma membrane. The coding region runs from base 235 to 3285 and encodes 1016 amino acids. The transcript is spliced from 17 exons. The record is from RefSeq and is a predicted model, not a curated record. NCBI's taxonomy places the organism in Eukaryota, Metazoa, Chordata, Mammalia, Lagomorpha, Ochotonidae.